Messenger RNA from Sporothrix brasiliensis 5110, 1545 nucleotides. Its product is annotated as benzoate 4-monooxygenase cytochrome P450. Bases 1 to 1545 code for a protein of 514 amino acids. Gene Ontology annotation, molecular function: monooxygenase activity; oxidoreductase activity, acting on paired donors, with incorporation or reduction of molecular oxygen; iron ion binding. Lineage: Eukaryota; Fungi; Ascomycota; Sordariomycetes; Ophiostomatales; Ophiostomataceae. The record is from RefSeq and is a predicted model, not a curated record. The transcript has 3 exons.
AUGGGUGCCAUUCCUUUCGAGCUCAUCCCGCAGUACCUGGGCGUGGCCAGCCUGGGUCUGGUGGCCGUCAUCUCGCUCUACACGCUGUGGACCAUCAUCUACAACCUCUUUUUCCACCCGCUGUCGCGUUUCCCCGGCCCCUUUCUGGCCAAGAUUUCCCCUAUCUACUCCAUCUAUGGUCUCUUCCGCGGCCGGUGGCCUUUUGACGUGCACCAGCUGCAUCUCAAGUAUGGCCCGAUCCUGCGUCUGAUGCCCAACGAGCUGUCCUUUAUCGAACCCGAGGCCUGGCGCGACAUCUACGGCCAUCGCCAAGGCCACCCACAGUUCCACAAGGAUCCCAUCCAUGUCGGCUCCGUCCAGGACAUCCCCGGCUCAACGACGCUCACGAUGGCCGACGACACCAACCACAGCCGCCAGCGCCGCACUCUCGCGCACGCCUUCAGCCAAAAGGCGCUGCUCGAGCAGGAGAGCAUCAUACGCGGCUACGUGGACCUGUUCAUCGAAAAGCUCACGCCGUUCAGCAAGUCGGGCGAGCGCAUCAACAUGUGCGACUGGUUCAACUUCACCACCUUUGACAUUAUCGGCGACAUGGCCUUUGGCGAGCCCUUCGGCUGCCUGCGCGACGGCGUCUUCCACGCCUGGGUCUCGCUCAUCACGCAGACGAUCAAGGCCGGCGCCUUUGAGCAGGCGACCCGCCGCAUGGCCACCACCGGCAGUCUCGUGCAGACGUUCCUCGUGCGCCUGAUUCCCAGCGACCUGCGCCGCAAGCGCUUCGAGCACCUGGAGCUCAGCAAGGAGAAGUGCCUCAAGCGCAUCGAGGAGGGCCUCCGCCGCGAGCACCACGACUUCCUGUACUACAUUCUGCGUGCCAACGAGAAGGGCGGCGUCCGCCAGGACGAGAUCAUCCUCAACAGCGCGCUGUUUAUCGUCGCCGGCUCCGAGACGACGGCGUCGCUGCUGGCGGGCCUGACCAUGUGGCUGAUGCGCACGCCGCACGCGUACAAGCGCCUGACGGACGAGAUCCGCACGCGCUUCCCGACGGCCGAGAAGAUGAACUUUACCGACCUGCAGGAGUGCGCGUACAUGAACGCCUGCAUCGACGAGGCCCUGCGCAUCUUCCCGCCCAUCCCCACGGGGCUGACCCGCACGGUGCCCGAGGGCGGCGACACCGUGGCCGGCGAGAUGCUGCCGGGCGGGACGACGGUGUCGGUGUACUCGUGGGCGGCCACGCACUCGCCGCGCAACUUCCAGCGCCCCGACGAGUUCAUCCCCGAGCGCUGGUUCAACCCGGCGUUUGCCAACGAGAACAAGGACGCCAGCCAGCCCUUCUCGCUGGGCCCGCGCGGCUGCAUCGGCCGGCACCUGACGUUCCUGGAGCUGCGCCUGAUCCUGGCCAACCUGCUGUGGCACUUUGACCUCGAGCGCGCGGACAAGAGCGCGGCCGUCGACAUCUGGGACAUUGCGGGCGACCUCAAGCACGUCAAGGCCUUCAACACGUGGAACAAGCCGCCCCUGUGGACCAAGCUGACGCCGGUGAAGCGCUGA